Messenger RNA from Monodelphis domestica (gray short-tailed opossum), 4317 nucleotides. The record is from RefSeq and is a predicted model, not a curated record. Lineage: Eukaryota; Metazoa; Chordata; Mammalia; Didelphimorphia; Didelphidae.
AUGACACACCCCAACGGGCCGGAGGGACGCCGAAUCCUGGGCUGCCCGAGGGAGGAAGGAAGGAAGGGAGGAGAGCGAGCCGAGGGGCCCCCAGGUAGGCAGCACAAUGGCAACAUUGCUUGCUCGAGGGGGGUCACAUUCCUGAACCCAAGUCCACAGUCCGGGUUACCGGGCAACCGCCGAGCCUCCCCUCGGAGCUGCAGAGACCUGGCCGGACCCCAGGUGCGGAAGAGAGCCCUGGCCCCGGGCCGAGGCCCCCCAGACCAUGCCUCUCCCCAGCGAAACCGGCUUUGGGCACCGCGGCUCCAAGCCGAGCGCGGGGCCCGGGCUGAGGCGGAGGAGCUUUCUUUUCUGGGGGACCAGCGGGGUGCUGCAGGCGGCCGUGCCCUGGCAGGGGCUGGGCGGGGGCGGCAGCAGCGGCAGCAGCUCCGGCGGCCACGACAGGACCGGCACCGGGACCAGGACCAGGACCAGCAGCGGCGGCACCAGCGGCACCAGCGGCGGCGGCGGCGGCUGAGCCUGGGGCUGGCGGGGCCCGGCCUGGCCCUGCCCUGCCCUCUCGGAUGCCGACCCCGCCGGGCCCACGUCUCCCGCCAGCCCCCCCGAGGGCCGCCCGCUGAUGGCGAGCUGGCCCUGAGAUGGCCCGGCCUGGGAAGUCUGCCCCGCUGGGCUCCCGCGCCUGACCGUUGCCAUGGCGAUGAUCCUGACCCGGCCUCCCCAGAACAAAGGUGCUGCGGACUCCCUACGCCCGGAGCUGAAAACGGCAGAUGGAGAGACCUUGACCGGAAGUGCCCUCUGCAGCUGGACCAGCCGAGCCCCAGCAUCUGGGACUGCCUGCCCGAGAAGGGCCCGGACGGCGGCCUCUGGUCCAGGGAGGCGGCCGCCACCUGCUCGGUGACGAGCCUCAUCCAGGACCUGAGCCUCAGCGACCCCCACGGCCACCCGUCCGCGCCGCCCAGCAAACGGCAGUGCCGCUCCCUGUCCUUCUCGGACGAGCUGUCCGGCUGCCGGACGGCCUGGCGGCCCCUGGGCUCCAAGGUCUGGACUCCCGUGGAGAAGCGGCGCUGCUACAGCGGGGGGAGCGUGCAGCGCUACUCGGGCGCCUCCUGCCCCAUGCAGAGGAGCUCCAGCUUCAGCCUGCCUUCCCGCACCAGUGCCAGCGCCAGUGCCAGCGCGCUCUCCUCCCCGGCCCCCUCCUUGGGCCGCUGGGGGGGCCAGCCCUGCCUCGGGGCCCCGGGGGCGGCCGCCUCGGCCUCCAUCCAGCGCUCCCUCUCGUGCUCCCACGAGCGGUUCUCGCGUUCCGAGGACGGCCCCCCCUCCGCCAGCAGCACCCCUGCCUCCACCCCGGAGCCGGCCCGGCGGGCGGGCGGCCUGUCCCGCAGCCGGUCCCAGCCCUGUGUCCUUAACGACAAGAAAGCGGGAGUGAAGCGCCGGCGGCCUGAUGACCCUCAGGAGCCGAGGCCCUCCCUGGACCUCGCCAAGAUGACACAGAACUGUCAAACCUUCAACAGCCUCAGCUGCCUUAGCGCCGCGGUGGAUGACUGCUGUGGCCAGAGCCCGCUAGCCCCCAGCACGCAUCACGCCAAGUCCUGGACAGCCCUGCUCUCGGCCUCGGCCAGCACGGAAGGCAGGGAGCCCACGGGGACGCCCGGCCCGGACCCUCCUCCCGCCACCGGCCAGCGAACCCUUAGCAAAGAAGAUCUGUCCUUGGAGGAGGCGGACAGCGGCCUCCCUGAGGAGGAGCGGGCCUCAGCCUGGCCCAGCACUGGAACGGACAGGGUUGGCCUCUUCCCCUUGGAUGGCGAAUUAGACAUUGAACAAAUAGAGAACAACUAAGGGAGGGAGGCCGAGCAUGACUUAGCUUCCUCUGCGGCAGCAGCAGAGUGAGGAGCAGCCCAAAGGCGAGUGGGUUGGGGUGGGUGGCUUGUCCGGCCCAGGCCAUGGUAGGGGCCUGCUUCGAGGCCCGGAGGAGUCGCCUCCCUCUGGAGCUCCUCCUGACCGCCCCGAGGCCCGGCACUGCCCUGCCCACUCCUUGGCCACAGGGCGAGUCAGCUGGGAAAAGUAAGAGAGACCCUGCCCUGGCCGCGGCUUCCCCCGGCUCUCCCAUCGGGCUCCGGGCACCUCUAGGGCUCUGGAAGGGAAGGAAGCUUGCGUUGGGGGUCUGCGCUGCAGGCGGAGGCUCGGGGCACGUCCAGACGGCACCAGGUGCUCACGCAGGGGCGAGGAAGCUUCUGUCGGAGGGGCUGGACCUUCCUUAGAGAUGGAUGGCAGAGGCUUCCUGGAUGGCAGAGGCUUCCCAGAAGCCCUGAGUGCCCCGAUGCCAAGGGGCAAGAGCAGGCAUUAGUGGGGAGCUCCAGGAGAGACGGGCCUCUUCACAAACCCCCCAGGGGGAGCCCCGGGGCUGCCAGGACUCAGGGACCCACCCCUGCUUCUCCUUGGACCACAAGGGGGGCGGCCAGGGUCCUAAUCAGCUUGGGUCCAGCAUGCCCUGCAGGUAGGUGGGGGACCCCAGGGCCAACACCAGGCCGGGCUCUCCCCUCUGCCUCCUCAUGGCAGAAGGCUCGUGUCCAGUGCCUCGAUGGUGACUCUGUCCAGGGGUGACUGGGCAAGGCGGGGAGUGUAGGCCCCUGGGGAACCCAGAGAGCACUCCCUUUAUUCAGGGCUGCUCCCAGGCUCCGUCGGGGCCCUGUGCGAAGGCUCUGAUCGGCUCCGGGCCCUUCCCUCCUGGAGAAGCACCGGGGAGCGCGCGGCCACUUCAGGCCUGGCCCGUGGCUGCGAAUCUCCUGUCCUGGCCCCGAAGCCCUCCGUCCUUGCUGCCCUGUGUGGGAAGGUCCAGCGGCUGCAGCCCCUUUGGGCUUCCCCUCCACGUGAAGCGCUCUGCUCCUUCCCUCUUCCUUCUCUCCGCUUGUGCCUGAGGCCUCCUGGCUCUCCAGCCUCCUGCCCACCACUCUCUGGUAGGCUGAGCUGUCAGUGUAAGGAUUAUGGUGAUGCCCAUUUUACAAAAGAGGAAACUGAGGCUCCCAGAGAUUCUGGCCCAGUUAUUCAGCCAAGGUGGCGACACCAAUCCUGGCUUGGACUCACUGGAGAGCCCCUCCUCCUCCUCCUCCUGUGAUGCCACUGGGGGGGGGGGGCGGUUUUUCUCCUCCGAAAACAAGACCCGACCACACCGACAUCCCCGGGACCCAGGCACCUUCCAAGCUCUUCUCCCCGGCCCGAGCCUGCCAGCUCGCCUCCCUGCCGGGCUUCUCCCGACCAGCCCAUCAGGCCCUGAGGCGCCGGUGGGGGACGUCCCCAGGAAGGGGCCCCGAUGGGCUCAUGUUGAGUGAAAAGCCAAGAGAAGAGGGGGCGCCGCACCCUCCCACGGGCCGGGCGAGGAUCAUGCUGGAGGAGCCAAAGGCCAGAACCUGGGGGCGGCGUCGGCCUCCCUUGCCUCGGGCUGGCCCUGGGCCGGCACCAGAUUUGGCCUGUGGAUCUUCAGAGGCCGGGGGUCCCCCACGGGCCGCUCGGGCUCUGGAUGAGCGAGAGGGAGGCCUCUCCUCCGCCCCCCAGGCCGGGGAUUUCAGGGCUUGCCCAGGGCCAGCCGCGGGUGUCUGGGGACAGGACGCCCCUCCUCUCCCCAGGGAAGGCGAGGCAGGCUCUGCUGUGCCCGGGGAGGAUUCUUGAGACCCCGGCAGGCCGCGCCCGCCUCCAAGGCUGGGUUUUGUUCCCUUUUAGAGAGGAAACACGAGCACUGGAAAAGCGCCUUCACGAGCCGCUCGGUAGCACCUUCCGAGGCCCACGUGGGCUGCCCGUGGCGGGCCCGGAGGCCCUCCUUUCCGGGACGGCCGCGGAAGCAGGAACUGGGAUUUCCUGGGGGGAGACCUCAGGCCGGCCAGCGCUGGGGGUCCCGUGACCCCUCCACGCGCCUCCGGGAGCCCGGCCAGGGGGCUCCUGGGUAAAAAGGACUCCUCUAGACAGCCUCCCCCUGGAAAUCCAAAGGGCUUGUCUCGCACGCACGCACACGCACGCACAUGCACACGCACACCUGGAAAGGGCCCGGCCCCAGGCAGGGGAGGAAGCGCCCUGCCCGAGACCACGUCAAUGUCGUUUACAUGACAACAAACCCUUUUGCCUUACUCAGAAAGCGGGUGCCCCGUGCAUUGGCCUUGGGGUCCGGGGCCGCCCGGAGCACCCCCGGCUUGGGAUCUGGGUUCCAGUCUUCAGCUUUCAGAAGCCUUACUUUGCAAACCAAUGUUUUGUAGUUGGCCACCUUUGGUGAGUUUGUAUCUGAAAAUAAAGAAAACGUCCCAAUAAAGAAGGAAAAAAUCCAUCCUGAAA